GCCAGAGCACUGAGAGAUAUUAGCGCUGCGCAAUCUGUUGGCACUCUACAAAUAACCAAUAAUAAUAAUAUUGGGUAUUGAUGUAACUGGAGUGAAAAAGGGAACCUUCUUCCUGAACGCAGACAUUGGAGCCUGUUAUCAGCAUGAACUCCUAUGUGUUAGACAAACACAUGAAUAGUUCAUAUCAACCCUUCACUACAGCAAGCAUCACAAUGAUGCCACAGACUCCAACAUUUUUAGACACUAAUGAUUAUUCACAAAAAUUGGGGAAAUCACAGCAGAUAUUUAAAGAAGAUGGUGAAUUGGCAGGAACUGGUCAGCAAUCAUUAUGUACAGAGAGUAAUUUAGUCAUCAAACAAGAGGACAAUAAUUAUGCCUUAUCUAGUGAAAUUAUUAUCCCUGAGGAUAAGCCACAAACAUUUACUGAGUUUUUAAAACAUUUUAAAGAAGAGAAAAGUCUACAGUCUAGCCAAAUGAUUCAUACAAAGGAGAAACAUUUCAAAUGUACAGAAUGUGAGAAAAGCUUUAGAUAUAAGUCUCAUCUCCUAGAACACCACAACAUUCACACAGGUGAGAAGCCAAACACAUGUACUGAGGGUGUCAAAUGUUUUAUACAAAUGACAAAACGUCUAGCUCAUGAAAGGACCCACAUGCGGGAGAUAUCAUUUAGCUGUACAGAGUGUGGAAAAAGUUUUAUACAAAAGAGUGAUCUGAAAAAGCAUGAAAGGAUUCACACAGGAGAAAAGCCAUUCACAUGUACUGAGUGUGGAAAACGUUUUACAGAAAAGAGUACUCUGAGAAAACAUGAAAGGAUUCACACAGGAGAAAAGCCUUUCACAUGUGUAGAGUGUGGAAAAAGUUUUACAGAAAAGAGUAGUCUGACAAAUCAUGAAAGGAGUCACACAGGAGAAAAGCCUUUCACAUGUACAGAGUGUGGAAAAAGUUUUACAGAAAAGAGUAGUCUGACAAAUCAUGAAAGGAUUCACACAGGAGAAAAGCCUUUCACAUGUACAGAGUGUGGAAAAAGUUUUACAGAAAAGAGUAGUCUGAGAAAACAUGAAAGAUUUCACACAGGGGAAAAGCCUUUCACAUGUACAGAGUGUGGAAAAUGUUUUACAGAAAAGAGUGAUCUGAAACGGCAUGAAAGGAUUCACACAGGGGAAAAGCCUUUUACAUGUACAGAGUGUGGAAUAAGUUUUACACAAAUAAGUAGUCUGACAAAUCAUGAAAGGAUUCACACAGGAGAAAAGCUUUUCACAUGUACAGAGUGUGGAAAAAGUUUUACAGAUAAGGGUAAUCUGAGAAAACAUGAAAUAUUUCACACAGGGGAAAAGCCUUUCAUAUGUACAGAGUGUGGAAAAUGUUUUACAGAUAAGGGUAAUCUGAAAAGGCAUGAAAGGAUUCACACAGGAGAAAAGCCUUUUACAUGUACAGAGUGUGGAAUAAGUUUUACACAAAUAAGUAGUCUGACAUAUCAUGAAAGGAUUCACACAGGAGAAAAGCUUUUCACAUGUACAGAGUGUGGAAAAAGUUUUACAGAUAAGGGUAAUCUGAGAAAACAUGAAAGAUUUCACACAGGGGAAAAGCCUUUCAUAUGUACAGAGUGUGGAAAAUGUUUUACAGAAAAGAGUGAUCUGAAAAGGCAUGAAAGGAUUCACACAGGGGAAAAGCCUUUCAUAUGUACAGAGUGUGGAAAAAGUUUUUCACGGAAGAGUGAUCUGAAAAAUCAUGAAAGAAGUCACACAGGAGAAAAGCCUUUUACAUGUACAGAGUGUGGAAAAAGUUUUACAGAUAAGGGUAAUCUGAGAAAACUUGAAAUGAUUCACACAGGGGAAAAGCUUUUUGCAUGUACAGAGUGUGGAAAUAGCUUUACACAAAUGAGUAAUCUGAGAAAACAUGAAAGGAUUCACAAGGGAAGAUACCUUUCACAUGUUUAGAAAGUGGAAAAAGGUUUUUAUUUAAAUCAGGUAUCACAAAACACCAAAUAUUUACACACAAAUAAACUUUAUUUACACAGUGUACAAACUUUUUUACAAUUAUCCUAAAGAGGACAAACUCUCUAAAUAGAAGCAUCAAAAGAGAUGUUAUUGUAAUAAUACUUUCUAAAUCCUAGUUAUAGAAGCCUCGGAUUGGAAGUGCUCUCCUGAUGUCCUUUGUGCCUCUAUAUAUGUGCACUUCAGUUUCUCUCAUAUAAAUGUGAUAGAAUCCAAAUACGACACAGGAAUAUACAAAUCUGCCCUCAUACUGACAAGUUUAUACAACUAUUCAUUACCAAAACACCCCCAGUGUUUAUUUAUAUGACAGUGUUAGGAGUUGUACGUUUGAUUCACAUAGGGGAGAAAAUAAUUACAUUUACAUUUAGUGUACUAUGUACUCCUGUUACUGAGAGGAAAUAUGACCAAUAUUCGUAAGUAUAAAACAAAUAUGUUUAAUGGUGAUUAUAUUAAAAUCCCAUAUGGGUAGACAAUCUAAAAAACAAUACU
Molecule: messenger RNA, 2483 nt
Organism: Bombina bombina (fire-bellied toad)
Lineage: Eukaryota; Metazoa; Chordata; Amphibia; Anura; Bombinatoridae
Product: gastrula zinc finger protein XlCGF26.1-like
Exons: 2
Coding region: 144-1937 (597 amino acids)
Biological process (GO): negative regulation of transcription by RNA polymerase II; central nervous system development
Cellular component (GO): nucleus
Molecular function (GO): DNA-binding transcription repressor activity, RNA polymerase II-specific; RNA polymerase II cis-regulatory region sequence-specific DNA binding
Source: RefSeq, a predicted model, not a curated record